Molecule: messenger RNA, 1410 nt
Organism: Aplosporella prunicola CBS 121167
Lineage: Eukaryota; Fungi; Ascomycota; Dothideomycetes; Botryosphaeriales; Aplosporellaceae
Exons: 2
Coding region: 1-1410 (469 amino acids)
Source: RefSeq, a predicted model, not a curated record
AUGCCGAGCUCAGACUUCAUUAAUAUUAAGGCUUACCAUAUCGGCGCCGACUCUAGCACGGCCGACCUGAGACCGGGCUGCUCUCAUCAAAUUUCUAAGCCAGAACUGCCAACAGCUUGGCAGAAUGAUCCAACUCCCGAAAAGGUGUUCCAAAACACCAAUGGAACUUCGAAGGACUCGAAACCAUUAGUUCAGCGUACAACGGCCAGACUAGCAACCACCAUCCGAAACAUCAUCGGGUCGGGGCAGGUCCAGCGCCGGAGUAUCGCCACCAUCGCACUCUUUCACUACGGAUUUAUGCCGCUUAUAUGCUACUUCAGCUUCGUUUACCGGCUCUUUACAACGAUACCUAUCCGAUGUUCUCAAAGCUUCGACUAUUACAACGAAAGAGACGACAUGUUUGGCCUCGCGGGCCUUUUCACUAUCGACCGAGUCAAAGGACGCUUCCCGUUCUGGCUAGCUAAGCUUUUGGAUACCAUCUGGGACCUGUUUGUUGCUCGUGGCAUGCAGUUUGUUGCAGGCUGGGCCUGUUAUGUGGUCUUCUCCGCUGCGCUACUCCGGACCAUCGAGGUAACACCGAUUCCUUACAGAACCUUCACUGGAAUAUCCUUGGACGGACCAUCUAUUUGGGCCGUUGUAGGCCUAUGUAGAGACCUCAUGCGACACUCGACAAAGAAGGCGACAUUUCUCUUUGCUUAUGCUGCCUUCGCGUUUCUCUACGCCCUGGCUAUGCCAACUCUGAUUUCUACCAUGACUGGCUACGUCAGCUCCUCCUUUGCAUACGUUAUGUUACCCGAUACCUCUCAACAUGUUCCAUCAGAUAUGUUCCACAAAUGCCUUAUGUUUGAAGGCUUGCCAGACAUAAACGGCUCCGCUAAUCUUCUUGAGAAAGAUCUUUCCGUAGCUAAAGCUCGUUCCGUUACUCGGGCAGCCAAAUGCAAUGACACCAUCACCGUCCCAAUAAACAACUACACCUUUCCCAUUGACAUAAUCGACCGCUACCCCAACACUGAAGCCGUCUGCUACAGCGGCAACGGCUACUCCGACAAGGACGUAAAAGAAAAUGAGCGAUGCCUCCCCGACUCCGAAAAGCACGCGGCAUACCGCUGGGGCUUCUCCGCCAAACUUACCUCGCUCGUUCUCAUUCUCCACGCCGUUUGGUCACUUGCACUGUAUUUGAUCUGGAGCGAAGUAGAGCACUACAGCCAACUUCGCAGAGAAGGUUAUGUUUUGAACCCUCUGAGGGGCGUGAUUGCACUGCCUGCCGCGGCACAGGGAACGACGGGGCUGGAUGAUGCGGGCUUAAGGUUUUGGCCUUUGAAAGGGGUCGAAGAACGGCUGUAUGCGAGAGAUGCAGCGGUGCGGUGCGACGCGUUCAUGAAUGCGUUACCCUUUCCUCGGACCGUUUGA